Messenger RNA from Gigantopelta aegis, 1402 nucleotides. RefSeq names its product von Willebrand factor D and EGF domain-containing protein-like. The record is from RefSeq and is a predicted model, not a curated record. The transcript is spliced from 8 exons. The annotation marks the transcript as partial. NCBI's taxonomy places the organism in Eukaryota, Metazoa, Mollusca, Gastropoda, Neomphalida, Peltospiridae.
AUGUAUUGUCAGCAGUCACACCAGCAGAUAUUGAUACCAUCAGGGGCAGUUGUCAAAGUCUCCAUAGGUACAGAAUUUGGUGGAGAGAACAGUAUGAAUGUCUUCGUUUUUCCGUCCGUUCACGAUGUUAGCAAGAGUGGAGGACUCUGUGGAAAACUUUCCAACACCGUGGAAGGUGCUUUUGUGUUGAGAAAUGGAACGCGGGUACAUUAUGUAGAGGAUUUCAUAAAAUCCUGGAGUGUUGAAGACCAAAACAACCUUUUCAACGAAAGCACAUCUCACGAGUUAAAGCGUUGGGAUUCAUCAGUGGAGUAUUGCAGUUGUCCAGCGUGUAAUACCACUCCUUGCAGUGAAAUACAAUGUGGCCCAAUGCAGGAGGUAGAUGGCAGCUAUAAAUACAGACCACAUGUGAGAGUUGUGUCAAACAUUAAAAGGUGCAGCAUCCACGCCAGAAGAAAAAGAUCAACCGUUAAACCCAAUUUGCACCAGAUGUCAGUACAUAAACGGGAUACACCUGACCUGGUAAAUGACUGGACAAGGGAAAAUGCAACAGCUUUCUGCGAAAAACAUUUUGACCUCUCAUCUUCUGCAAAGAUGUGUCUAGAGAUCCAAACUGUAAACAUAACCAAGAACAUCGAAUACUGUGUAUUAGACAUUUUGGCAUCUGGCAGUACAGAAUUCCUUGGCGCUGCUCUAGACAGCAUGCAGACUUCUUGUAUGCAUGCAUUGGUGAUGAACAGUACAUUCCACCACAAAAUUGAAGAAGAAUCAAUUCUUGACAAAUUCGUCAAGGUCACGUGCCCAUAUGGCUGCAGUAUGAAAGGAGACUGUGCCGAUGGUGUAUGCAGGUGCCAUGGAAAUUUCAGCGGGUCAGACUGUUCAGUUGACAUCAGUUAUCCCCCGAAAAUAACGGACGUUGAGUUUGAAGGACUAUGUGAUGUAAAUGAAGAUCCUUGCACAGCUAUAGCUCUGUUUGGAAAAACUUUCGUCGAGAGUUCCAGAACAAUCUGCAGGUUCAGACACUUAGCCAAUGAAAAUCACACUUCGGAUGGUUUGUCUGUCACUACAGCACACUUUCAAAGUCUGUUGGAAGUUGCUUGCCCCAUACCAGUGCACAGAUCGAAGCGUUCUGCAAUAGGAUCUAAGGCUGAAGAUAAACCUCGUGUUUUCUACGUCUCCGUCUCCAACAAUGGCGUCGCUUACAGCGAGGAGAGGAUUGUCGUCAUCUACAACUCCACUUGUCAGACGUGCACACUCUCUGGAACGUCUGUCAACUGCGUCACUUUAGAAGAUUAUUGUACAGUUGGUACUCAAUGCAUCCCAGAAGGCGGUAGAUAUCCAUUUGGCGAAUGUUUGGUAUGCGACAUUAACGGGAACGAAAGAACCUGGCAAGAGGAUCCUA